UCUCGCCACUCGGCUCUGCGGGGCAGUGAGGAGCGCUGGCAGGGCCGGGAGCGGGGCAGUUUCGGGGUGUCCCCCUCCCGCCGCCCUGCCCCCCUUCAUGAGUCUCAAGUUUGAUGCGGGCGCAGCAGAGGCGGCGGCGGGAGCCCGGCUGGGGCGGCAGCGGCGCCGAGGCAGGGGCCGGCGAAGUAUGGCUGAGCAGCGGGCACCCCCGGGGGCGUCCGGGCACGGCCGGGAAGUUCGCGGCGGGGAGACGGCGGCGGGCGGCAGGAAGAAGAGCAGCAGCAGCCGCCCCAGCUGGUGUCUCCGGCUCCUGCUGCUGCUGUGGGCGGAGGCUCCGGUGCUGCCUGCCCGGGGCCAGCCCCAGCAGUACAACGGCGAGCGGGGCAUCUCCAUCCCGGACCAUGGCUACUGCCAGCCCAUCUCCAUCCCGCUGUGCACGGACAUCGCCUACAACCAGACCAUCAUGCCCAACCUGCUGGGCCACACCAACCAGGAGGACGCCGGGCUGGAGGUGCACCAGUUCUACCCGCUCGUCAAGGUGCAGUGCUCGGCCGAGCUCAAGUUCUUCCUGUGCUCCAUGUACGCGCCCGUGUGCACGGUGCUGGAGCAGGCGCUGCCGCCCUGCCGCUCCCUGUGCGAGCGGGCGCGCCUGGGCUGCGAGGCGCUCAUGAACAAGUUCGGCUUCCAGUGGCCCGACACGCUGCGCUGCGAGAAGUUCCCCGUGCACGGCGCCGGCGAGCUGUGCGUGGGGCAGAACACCUCCGAGCGCGGCACCCCCACGCCCUCGCUGCUGCCCGAGCUCUGGACCAGCAACCCCCAGCAGCGCGGCGCGGGGCCGGCGGGCGGCGAGCGGGGCGGCCGCUUCGCCUGCCCGCGGGCGCUCAAGGUGCCCUCCUACCUGAACUACCGCUUCCUCGGGGAGAAGGACUGCGGCGCCCCCUGCGAGCCCGGGCGCCUCUACGGGCUCAUGUACUUCGGGCCCGAGGAGCUGCGCUUCUCCCGCACCUGGAUCGGCAUCUGGUCGGUGCUGUGCUGCGCCUCCACCCUCUUCACCGUGCUCACCUACCUGGUGGACAUGAAGCGCUUCAGCUACCCGGAGCGGCCCAUCAUCUUCCUGUCGGGCUGCUACACCGCCGUGGCCGUGGCCUACGUCGCCGGCUUCCUGCUGGAGGAGCGGGUGGUCUGCAACGAGCGCUUCGCCGAGGACGGCGCCCGCACGGUGGCGCAGGGCACCAAGCGGGAGGGCUGCACCAUCCUCUUCAUGAUGCUCUACUUCUUCGGCAUGGCCAGCUCCAUCUGGUGGGUCAUCCUCUCCCUCACAUGGUUCCUGGCCGCCGGCAUGAAGUGGGGCCACGAGGCCAUUGAGGCCAACUCGCAGUACUUCCACCUGGCCGCCUGGGCCGUGCCCGCCAUCAAGACCAUCACCAUCCUGGCCCUGGGGCAGGUAGACGGCGACGUGCUCAGUGGCGUCUGCUUCGUGGGCAUCAACAACGUGGACGCCCUGCGGGGCUUCGUGCUGGCCCCCUUGUUCGUGUACCUGUUCAUCGGCACCUCCUUCCUGUUGGCCGGCUUCGUCUCCCUCUUCAGGAUCAGGACCAUCAUGAAGCACGAUGGCACCAAGACAGAGAAGCUGGAGAAGCUGAUGGUGAGGAUAGGGGUCUUCAGUGUCCUCUACACGGUGCCUGCCACCAUAGUCAUCGCCUGCUAUUUUUAUGAGCAAGCCUUUAGGGAACAGUGGGAAAGGAGCUGGGUUGCCCAGAGCUGUAAGAGCUAUGCCAUCCCCUGUCCCAAUAACCACAGCAGCCACCACCAUCCACCCAUGAGCCCUGACUUCACUGUCUUCAUGAUCAAAUAUCUCAUGACCUUAAUCGUGGGCAUCACCUCAGGCUUCUGGAUCUGGUCGGGGAAAACACUCAAUUCCUGGAGGAAGUUCUAUACCAGGCUUACCAACAGCAAGCAAGGGGAAACCACAGUGUGAAACCCAACCCAGCCAGGCCGAGGGACACCCACCAUCCCAACCAGAGAGGGCGGGUGAGGGACCAAACUCCACUGUAUGCCCACAAUUCCAAUCAGGAAUGGGGGGAGAGGCUGCCACAAAUCCACUCUUGGAAAACUUUCCAGACUUCUAGCCAUUUCCCCAGCCUGCAGGGAAGUGAGAGAAAUUAGGCAGGUGGGGAAACUCCUGAGAUGGGACAGUCUUUGCCUCCUGUGGGGAGUGAACUUUAUGUGUGGUUGGGGGAGAGGGUUGUAAAUAGCCUCUGUAAGAUUUUGUAAGUAUAUUUGUAUUUGUAAAUUACAAAGAUCUCUCACCUUUUUUAUUUUUAGGACAUUUUAACUCAUUUGCAGAUUUCCCCCACUGUUUUUAACUGGCAUUGGAUUUUAUUUUUCAUUUUAGUACAGGAUGGAAAAAUAAAAGCAACCAAAACAAACCACUCCUUUCAUCCCAGCACAGGUUUUGUAAUGGUUUUGCUUGGAGUUCAGUUGCAUGAACAGCAUGGCCUGGAUUGAGGCUGCUAACCUUAAUGCCCUAAGGUUCCUCCUGACACAGGCUGGGUCCUGAUCCCAGCAAGCCUAAAAGAUGGGUGGGAAUAGGGAGGGGCACAAACACCUGACUUGAUCCCUGCCCCGUAUACCUGAUGCAUAACGGGGGGAGUCUUGCUACUUGCAUCCUGAGGGGAUGGAGGAGCAAGCAGCUUUACCUCACUUCUGUGACCUCUGCCAUGGAUGGGGGAGGGGAAGAUGGUCUGACCCCUGCUGCCCAAUACCAGACAUGUCUAGUCCUUGCCAUAUAUACCCAGGGAGAUCUUAUCCCAGCUACCUAACCUUUGAGGGAACAACCUCCUUAGCCCCACUCAGAGGUGCCUGAUCAGGGGCAGAGCAGCAGACUAAACCUUUCUGUCAACACUUAGCAUUAGGUGGGGGAACUGGCUGCCUUCUGCUUUUUUAAAUUAAUUUAAUUGUACCAUGUGUUUGUUUUGUCAGUGGUCAGGAGUGGAGGUCUAAUACCAGCUGCACCUGUAGUAUGUCUGAUGGCUUAAGAGAGAUAAGAGGGCAUAGAUAGCAACCUUUAUUUUUAACCUGUAUAAUAAACUUAAUUUUUUUUUUAAUGCAAACCCAAGAGGGGAUUGAUCUGGCUAAUCUUUCAUCAGAAAUGGGGUUAUUGGCUGUUGCUGUCCCAAAAGUUUCACAGCGUAUGGAUGGAAGGAAGACUGAGGAUAGUUAUGUUAAUUGUUGUGUGCUCAGUUUCUUGGCUAUCUGCUUCCUUGAUGGGUCAGCUUGUGUGUGGUAUAACAUUGUUUCUUCUGUCAAUGAAACUGUUGAGGGAGAACUACCUGGAAGGCUGUGUUGAGGUACUUGAUAUUUACUUAGAUUAAUAGACUGCUCAAUAUAAACAGGGUCAGAAAAUAUGAGCUCAGUAAAAAGAGAUUAAUUGGAAUGACACGCAGUAUUCAGCUUUUUUAUUAAAUCUAUAAAUUGACUUUUCAGUUUGGAAAUAUUUAAAAUAUUAAAAUGCUCCUGUAUUAAAAUGCUCCAUUAUGUACACAUUGUGAGGGAGGGAUGAUUUAUUCCACUAUUAAAAACAACAACAACCAAGAAACAAAAUACUUAAUCUGAUGGGAUAUGAGACCUUAAGGAAACUCUGAUGUCCUUUCUAGUACCAUAAUUACAUUGCAUACUGUGAAGCAUGGGUGCAAUAUGUCUAUCUUUAAAAAAUGUAUGCUCCUGUGUUUUUUAAAGAGGGUUAAACAAGACACAUCAAAUGUAACUCUUCACCAAUGCAUUUUAAUAUUUAGUCCUCUGUAUGAAAAACAGCAGAAUGCUUCUCUCUCCUGAUUGUAUUUUUUUAAAGUUUUUAUAUAACAAGCGUCUGUAUUUAGGUUCAUAAAUGUUAUCUCUGGCUACCAUACCCUGAAAUGCAAUGGUAUUUGAAUUUGGUAUUCAUUUAUUUCUUUCAUUAUCACAAGAUCAUCUAUAUUUAUAGAGGAAUAGAAAUUUAUAUAUAUUAAAUACCAUAUUUUUAAUUUCUCUUAAAUAAAUUGAGGUUUUGUACAAAA
Molecule: messenger RNA, 4055 nt
Organism: Malaclemys terrapin pileata
Lineage: Eukaryota; Metazoa; Chordata; Testudines; Emydidae
Gene: FZD1
Product: frizzled class receptor 1
Exons: 1
Coding region: 98-1978 (626 amino acids)
Biological process (GO): non-canonical Wnt signaling pathway; canonical Wnt signaling pathway
Cellular component (GO): plasma membrane
Molecular function (GO): Wnt-protein binding; Wnt receptor activity
Source: RefSeq, a predicted model, not a curated record